Lasiosphaeria miniovina is the source of this 312-nucleotide messenger RNA. RefSeq lists its product as uncharacterized. The record is from RefSeq and is a predicted model, not a curated record. Bases 1 to 312 code for a protein of 103 amino acids. The transcript has a single exon. Lineage: Eukaryota; Fungi; Ascomycota; Sordariomycetes; Sordariales; Lasiosphaeriaceae.
AUGGCAACCCGAUCUGCGGACUUUGGUCUUUGGGUCACGGCGCCGUUAUCUGGCGUCGUGGGGGAGAACAGGUCCAUCAGCGCUAUCGUGCCUCUCUGGCCUUCCGUGCCGCCAACCGGCUGGUCGGGCUGCCUGGGCUUGGACCUUCCUGGCGGCUUCCGUAUCUCUGGCAAAGUCACCUGCUCUCCAACGUGCCGCUCAGGGAGCCGAGGCGAGCUGCACUCCACGACAAUCGUCCCGCGGAACCGUUCCUCCGUCGGCACUGGGCAUGUCGCUCUCUUGCUCUAUUGGCCCAAUGGUGCCUCUCGGUAG